AGAGUGAGCGAGCGGGCGAACGAAAGGUAGAAACGACCUAACCUACCAGUCGGUGUGUAGCAGGUGAAAGAGAAACACGUGCUUAUAUGGAUAGUGCGCUGUAGUAUGAGGUGCGGCGACGGACUUUUCCAUGUGAUCAGGUGAAAACUAUUUACGCACACCCCGGAUAUCCCAGCAGCUCAGCGUUAUUUUAAAGGGCGGCUGAAGAAGAAGAAGAAGAAUGCGGUGCGUGAUUUUGGUGGCGGUGCUGGUGUGCGUGCAAAGUGCCAUCGGCCAAUUGUACUACUGGGCGCACUCGCCGGCCCUCGAGCCACAUUACGCUUACGGCGACGUGAUCACCUCGUGGGACCCUGGAGUGCAACAAACACAGAGGCUACCUCGGCUCGCCAUUUCAGACGACACCGAGUUCGCAGCUUCAAGCAGUGAUUUUGUGAAUAAAUCCCCAUCGACCGAUUCUUCCAGCAGGAGGAAAGCACGUCAACGCUACAAUGGCGUCAAUCAGGGUUUGGCAAAGAGAGCGGAGGCACCCCAAGAUGCAGCGGCGGACGGCCUUGCAGCCGUUGAGAGUGAAAAAGCGGCACCGCCCAAGAGACCCAGAAGUCGUACUGCCGGCAGGGCGGAGUCGCCGACUCAGCAGCCUGCUCAACAGGAUGCAGAGUCGACGACAGCCAAGAACGGCAGGGGAAGGGGCGGCUUUCGAGGGAAAGCCACCUUCACCACCCCUGACAUCCCUGAAAGGAAUCGCGGAAGGUCCCUGAGAGGCCCCCAAAAUAUAGAGAGUCCAGCAGCUGUUGGCUCAACGGAAGGCACUUCUGUUAUUAAAAGGCGGCCGGUCAACGUCAGGAGGAAACCUUACGGCGGCGACACGCAAAGAAAGCCGUUCCCUUCCAACAGCGAGGCGGAUGGAGAAAAGUCAUCCACUUCGGAAAAACCGUCCACGGAAAAACCCAUCAAGAGACCCUUUUUACCGCCAGAGGAAGUGUCUCUUAAGGAGCAGCAUCAAAAACCACCGACGGACGUCAGACCAGUGACCUACAAACCACCCUUGCCUCCCAACAAACCCUCGAAUUCCUCCAAACCUGCCCCAAAGCCCACGACUUUCAAACCGUCCUUCGUUCCCAAGGACCUUUUGGUGUCAGAAACCACCACCGCGGCGGCGCACCCCUCGCCCAAAUUCACGCACGUCAAAUCGGUGACGAUUAUUUCCACCUCCCCGGAACAAGUUUCCAUCAAACCGCACCGGACUUCGGUGGUUCGAACCACCGCCAAACCCUUGCACAAGGCCACCACCGUGGUCAAGGCCAUUUCACCCAAGGGCGAGCACAAAAAGGCCAUAAUCGUUUCGAUCGGCACCACCCCCUUGCCCACCCUUAACUCCACGACGGCCCAGCAGAUCCGCACAUCGCCCAGACUUUCAAUAAAAAAUUCCGUUCUCGAUUUGUCGCCGCCUGCUUCAAGUUCGAAAUUCGGUUUGUCCUCCACCCCUUACAACCCUUAUUCAUCCAUCAAAGUCACAUCAACCCCCGCGGCGUCCUCCAAAACCCCGACCACCGUUUCCGUCACACCACCUUCCACCACCACCUCGACGACAACCGACAGACUUUUUCCAGCUCACGUUUCGUCACCUAGUAACGAUUUGCAGCCACCAAAUGAGCAAAAGACGACGGCGGCUAGAAGAAGAAAGCCCAGCGGAGAGGCGAACAAAAAUUCAACACCACGCCCAAGAAAUUCUGACGAAGACAUCAGCGAGUCUGACAAUUAUCCCGAUGAAUUCAAACAGAAAAUCAAAAGCGGAGGAAAGAAGGAAAAAGAAACUCCCUUCAUUGUCACGCCUUCAAAGACAUACCCUUUGAAAAGUUCAACGACGACGACAACCAAAGCCCCGGCAACAACAACUACCACCACAACGGCCCAGCCAAAAACUCUGCCGCCCGUCGACAAACUGAUUGAGGAAGACAAUCAGUUGACCACCAAAGUUCGCCGACCCUCCCGACCUUCAGCAACCACCCCCUUCCCAAGAAGGCGGUCACCCACUUUGGCCCCCAGAGUGCCAAGCGAGGGCAAAGACGACGCCGCCAUCAAAAGCCGCGCAGAGCUGCUGAAGAAGGGAAACAGGAGGCCGCCGCUCCAAUCCGCCUCUCUGAUCAACGAGGGCAUUCGCGAGGCAAAAGAAGAGAUUGUAAGCACGGCGGCGCCCAGAGUCUAUUCGAGACCGAACAGACCCGUGGCAGCAAUUGCUCCCGAGCAACAGGAGGAUACACCGUUGACUCCCUUGGUGCAAAAGUUCAGCUCCAAAUACCGCGGCGACCUGAAGGGAAUUGUUUCGAAUGCGCCUGUUUAUGUGCCGACUGUGCCUCCCCUCACAGUCUCAUUGCUGUCCGAGACGAACUCAACAAAACAGCGAGGCGCCAAAAUCCCCGUCCUCCCUCCCAGGGUGCUGUCCACGCGACAAGCCCCUUCGACCACCACAACCACACCCUUGCCAACCACGACAAGGACCACAACUACAGAAAUCCCCACCACGACAAACACCCCUUUGCCCAAAACGCUCCCCUCCAAAGCGAGAUCCCAAGAGGCUGUGACAGAAAAAUCUAAGGGAUCCACCCCUAUAAUCAAACCCCCUACAACUCCCAAACCACCCACAACUACAACAACACUCGCCCCUAAGAUAAUCACCACCACACAAACCCCUGUGAUAACCACGACUCAAAAACUCACAACCCAAAAACAAAACGAUCUCAUCCAAACGCAGAAACCGCAAGUCGCCACCAUCAUCACAAGUUCAGGUCUGCGGUCCAGCACUGCGAGGACAACUCUUAUGGACCACACCAUCCCCAGGCUUGAAAGCAUUUUCGACUUUUCCAACGAUCUGAGAAGCCAGCGAGCGCUCGGUUUAGUGACUGAAAAACCAAUUUCAACUGAGCCACCCUCAAGCACCCAGAAGAGUUCCCCAGUCCUUUACACAGAGUCCUACUCGAAGGUGACAACUUCUGGCAUUCCAGCCACCACAACCCCGAUCCCUUCUGUGGUUUUGGCCACUAGCAGCUCCCAGGAGGAAAUGACUCCACCUCCGAGGUUCGCGGUCCGAAUUCCGAUUUUGCCCUUCGGAACCCAAAGUAGCACCCCAGUGUCUGUCAGUUCAACCUUCCCGAAUCACUUCAGCGCCAGGAGAGAGAAGACCUUGUUUGAUGAAACGACUUCCUCGUCAACUUCAACUACCACCUCUCAGAAACCACAAACAACUUCAACUACCACAUCUGCAAAACCAAUAUCCACUUCAACCACAACUUUUACACCACCUACAACCCUCUCAAGUUCGAAUACGCAUUCCAGGUCAUCGACCACAGUUUUGUACUCCCAGCCGUACUCAAGAUCAACCACAACUGAGUAUCGAGUUCCUGAAACAACCACUGAGGAUCAGAAAACCUCUUCAACAAGUCCCAGAACGACGAGUUACGCAUCCAUAUCCCGCUCUUCUUCCACAGCCAAUAUUGUCCCUGAAGAGGACGACUUCGCUAUGACUGAGGCCCGUUCCAUAAUUCACACGACCACACCUGUAGUUUACUCGACACUGAACUCACUCAAGUAUAACCCUACCACACACAAAGUCUUUUCCACUACAGUCAAACUAACACCACACGAUAACCUUAACAUUGAGGACAAUGAAGUUUCUCAGUCCUCCCUUUCCCCUCCACCCGUAUUCGUGGCCUCAACCCCAAGAGAGCAAUCGGCUCGUGGCUUCCAAGUUACGAGUCCUGCUACCGCGCCUGUUGCCGAGGCCCUGACGUCAACCACGAAGAAGGAGGAGUCACUCCUGGAAUUUGGUUCCAACUUUGACUUUCCCACUGAAACAAGUACUAAGGGAAGCACUACUGAACGCGCUACUUUCAUUUACAAAGUUCCACGUAACAAAGGGGGUACCAAGAAUGGUUCGGGCAAGCUAUCGUCAGUUAUGGAGGCAGCAGUGGAGUUAGCCAAGUACCGAAUUUUAACAACCGACUUGGUUCCAUCAACAUCAAGUUCCGCUCCUCCGACCACACCACUAAGCACUGAUGCACCAACUAGUAGCACAACAGAAUCGUUUAGAUGGAAACCUUUAGAAACCACGGAGACAACUUCCGAAAAGGUUGAAGUAGUAACGGCUGAAACUGUGGGGCCUACUGAAGAUUUGUUGUUCGAUUUAAUAAACGCCCAGAAAUCUACAACUUCAUCGACGACGACCACGACAACAACAACAACAACCACGUCUACAACAACAACUACAACUCCCAGAGCGCCAAUUUCCACUACUGAGUUUGAGGGUCUUGAUUUGGCCAGCUUAUUCAAAUCGACUACAAAGACGAACAUCAGACCAACAGUGUCUUCCAUAGAGACCUCCAACAGCGGAAGAAAAGUGCCAAAUAAUGUUGUGCCCAUUAUAAACGAGAACAACCACGUGGAGCAGCCAACUCGCCGCCCAAGCAGAACGCGUCAAACCACCGAACCGACAACGACGACAACAACAACAAGCACCUCUACGACAACAACUACUGAAGCUCCCUCAACCAAAAAGACGAAGGUGUGGGUUGUCCCCAAGGACGCUGGAGAAUCAACUUCAGCUUCAAAUAAUGAAGAGACGAGUAACAAGGCGGCCAUUCCUGGCUUUGGAGGAAUCACAGCCAAUGAUCUUCUAUUGCUUGAACUUCUGAGCAAGCGAGGCGGCCAAACUCCGGAAGAAACAAAACCAGCAAAUUCCAAAACGGCAGAUAAACCUAAAAUUGAUUUUGCUGGGUUAAAUUUGGCGAAAUUGCUGGCAGCCGGUGAAAAUGGGGACGCCACCGAAUUGGACGCAUCCCUCUUUCCCGCUCCCCCCUCAACCACAACGAGACGACCAAGGGUGGUGCCCACCAACCCCCCUGCCCCGGCCUACGCAGCCCCAGCCUACGAAGCUCCGGCUCAAGCUGUGGGCAGUGGGGCCUGGAAUGCGGUUCAGGGCAGCGGAUCGACCCUGUUUCAGCUACUCAGGGUGAUUGGGGGCGCCAGCAUUGGCCCCUCUAAUUCCGCAGGCCAGGCGCCCGUUGCUGAACCUGACGAGGUUUACCUGGAGCCGGCCACGACCGCUUCAACAAGAACAAGAGGAAGACAGCAGAACAAACCAACUGCAACCAAUGGAAGGAGGCCAGGGUACAGAACUACAACACUAAGCCCAUACUUUGCUGAGGAACUUCCUGACUCAUUUGAUGCUCCGCAGGCCCCUCCGCAAUCAGCUCUUGUGACUGUGGCCAUAAACGUGACUAAAACUGUUGCCAGUCUGAUGGCCAGAGUGUUGUCGGGUGCCGCUCGGACGUUUGGUGCCGCCGUGAGGGGUGCGUCCACCGCCAUCCAAGAGCAGUGGCAGCAGCCCAGCAGUUAAGCGAGCCGCCCCUUAUUUAUUGACUUUCUUUCUUCCGGCCAAACCAAGUGUGACAUUGUAUCAGUUGCCAACACUGACUUAAAAAAAACUUGAUAUUAUUCUAUUAGUUGACAAAUAAUACCGCAUUGGGUGAAAGGAAUUUUAAAAAGCAGAGCUUUUAUUUAUAUUAUGACAUCAUUCAUCAUGCACUUAUUCAUUUCUCACACAUGCUGUUUGUCCGGCGACAAAACUCUCAUCCUCAUCACAUGUAAUUAGUUUUUAGGACUUUUAUUGUGACAUAAUAGAUUUGUAAGAUUGAAUUAAAAUACUGGAGUAUUUUUGAAUCGAAUGUGAUUUGUGCGAAUGUUGUCUAGUCUGACGAUUAAGCUGCAAAGCUUUUGAUGUGCGAAUCUGUGUACAAUAAAAAGAGAGAUGAAGCAUAAUAUUUCUUUAAAAAAUAUUGAUUUUU
Messenger RNA from Neocloeon triangulifer, 5840 nucleotides. Its product is annotated as mucin-2-like. The transcript has 26 exons. Bases 221 to 5392 code for a protein of 1723 amino acids. NCBI's taxonomy places the organism in Eukaryota, Metazoa, Arthropoda, Insecta, Ephemeroptera, Baetidae. The record is from RefSeq and is a predicted model, not a curated record.